This is a messenger RNA of Acanthocheilonema viteae, 825 nucleotides long. NCBI's taxonomy places the organism in Eukaryota, Metazoa, Nematoda, Chromadorea, Rhabditida, Onchocercidae. The record is from the annotation of a GenBank genome assembly.
AUGGAUUUAUUAAUACAACCGGAAAGUCGAGGGAUCCGAUACGAAGGUUAUGAUAACGAUUUCAUUCAGUGUAUUUUCGAAGAUGCUAAUGUAUCCGGUCGCAAUGAACGAUAUGAAUUUAGAUGUCGACCUAAUUUGAAGUGUUGUGGACGAGUAUGUUGUAUACCUCAAGAAACUGUAGUUCCUCUCUGGUUGAUAAUAUUAUUUAUAAUAUUAGGAUUACUUCUUCUCUCGGCUCUUCUCGGUACAAUAAUUUGGUUCUUUAGGAAAAUUACAAAGCAAAACAAAUCUUCGGACAAAGCAAAGCUAAGAAGGACAGCCAAUCAAUAUGGCUAUCAUUCUUAUAAGCAGAAUGAAUCACAAGAAGGACUUGGCACAGAAAAUCUGAUCCGGAAAGAAAAGGACGAUUUGUACAGUGCACCAAAUGAAGUUGGAACUACGCAUUCUACGCGUGGAAGUCGCGGUUAUCGCAAUCCAUUAUAUACCACAACUACUAGUACAGUAAAAAUUCGCGAAACAUUCGAUCGAACAAUCGAUGAUGGUAAUGUAUACGACAAAGCUGGAACUGGUACAGAUACAGGUACCGGUACCGGUGGUGAAACAACCGGUCGAUCGGAAACGACUGUAGAUAGUGAAGGACGAAAGCAAUUAAAUACGGCAGGAAUACGACGUGACGAAUAUCAAGUAGCAGAACCAACGCCAUCUACCACAUAUAGCGCGCCACGAUCAUCAUCGGAGCAUUACUCGACCCGAGAAACAUUCGAGGAACGAUGUGAAGAGAAUUACGUUGUAGAAAAAGAAACUGACACGAAAGAAUUAUUAUGA